AUGACCACAGCAGACAUAAAAGUGUCGUAUAAAAUGGAAUCUACAAGAGAUCAACUGGAAAUCAUCAACAAAUACUUUAUGAUUUCGAAAUAUAGCGAUCUUUUAUCUGGAGACAACACUCAGAAUGUACUUACUGACCCGGAUCCUCUUGAGCCAGAAGUAGGGAUAACCACUAUAUUCAAAGAAGAAUGGAACGAAGAAGAAAGUAUCGCAACUGAGAAAAGAAAGGUUAAAACACAAGAACGACUGAAUAGAGGCGCAGAUGAUAAGGGAAGUGAUAACAUCUGUGCAAUAUGUUCGAGAAGAUACGUUUUUAAGCACUGGCUGGAGGUGCACAUUCGCAAGAAACAUCUCAUUCGUACCGAGAAGGAGAAAGAGAAGAAGUAUGCUUGUUCAAAGUGUCCAAAGCACUUCGUCAACAAGACCAGAUUAAAAUUUCAUGAAAUCACUCAUGUUCCAAAAAUUGAGAGAUGUAUAAUUCCAUGUCCGCAGUGUGAUAAGAAACUGAGCAGCCAAAAUGGUUUGCGCAUUCAUCUAAAAAACAUCCACAGUGGCGAAAAGCCCUUCAUCUGCGAAGAAUGCGGCAAAGCCUUCGUCUCCGCAGGUGCACUUAAGGAACACAAGAUCAGCCACAGUGAGGAGCGUUCUUUUCAGUGUUCAGUCUGCAUGAAGAGAUUCAAGAACCAGCCGCAGUUGAACAGACAUGAGGAGAGACACAAAGACAAUGUUUACGAGUGCCCGCAUUGCGAUGUGAAGAGAAACACUAAAGCCAGCAUAAAACUGCAUAUGGUCAUCCAUUCGGACUUCAAAAAAUAUAAAUGCAACUACUGCGGUAUAGAAUUCAAGCGGCUCAAGAGUUUGAAAGAUCACUUGAUUAUUCACGCCGGCUUGCGACCAUACGAGUGCCAGUUCUGCGAGAGGACCUUUGCAAAUGCGUCCAAUUGCUUGAAACAUAAGAAAAAUUCUCACCCAGUCGAGUUAGCGGCUUUUAAGGCUUCUGGAACAGCAACUAAAGCUUCCGUUGUGCUUCCAAAACUCGAACAUUUACAGCCAAAAAUUGCUGGACAGUCUCAAAUCCUGCCAUCGGAACGUCUGAAAUAA
Messenger RNA from Phlebotomus argentipes, 1101 nucleotides. Its product is annotated as zinc finger protein 836-like. Gene Ontology annotation, biological process: regulation of transcription by RNA polymerase II. Gene Ontology annotation, cellular component: nucleus. Lineage: Eukaryota; Metazoa; Arthropoda; Insecta; Diptera; Psychodidae. Gene Ontology annotation, molecular function: DNA-binding transcription factor activity, RNA polymerase II-specific; RNA polymerase II transcription regulatory region sequence-specific DNA binding. The transcript has 3 exons. Bases 1 to 1101 code for a protein of 366 amino acids. The record is from RefSeq and is a predicted model, not a curated record.